This is a messenger RNA of Durusdinium trenchii, 1269 nucleotides long. The record is from the annotation of a GenBank genome assembly. NCBI's taxonomy places the organism in Eukaryota, Dinophyceae, Suessiales, Symbiodiniaceae.
GGAGGGGCUACUUACUGUAAGGCUUCGGUGACUGGAUAAAGGCAUUUGCCCAAGCACCAGCUUUAACCGUGUCCCUUUAGUUGCCAUGGGGAGACCACUCGUGUCCAAUCUUCUGGCCGCUGGCGUGCCACGAGCGCUCAUCCUGAUCCUUGCGCUGCUAGCCUAUAACCGUUCUGUGGCUCCACAUGUCGGGGACAUUGACUCUGCAGAAAUUUUUGCCGGCGUGAUGGCCAUCGUUGAGCGGGUUCAAUCUAUGGGGAUGACUUCUCGUGGGUAUGACAUAGGCUUCCACGAGGACUUGGAUCUGACUACAUGCGCUGGCUUUCUGCUGGCAUUGAUCUUGGUCAGAAGGGUGCGACCAGGAGGAUUGUGCGUUUUUGCCCCUGUGUGUUCAAGCUUUGCCUUCCUUAAUCAAGGAACCUCAGGCCGACACGGCAUAUUGUUGCCAGAGGGUCCUCCGAAUGUGCCAUCGGUGCUGGUUGGCAAUCUGCUAGCGGUGAGGACUCUACUCCUGUAUCGUCUCUGCUGUGCUAUGGGCAUCGUCUCUCUAAUAGAGCAGCCACAGCAUCACAGUUCUGGAAUGGCAGCUUUGCGUCGCUUCAAAGAAGUGAUUCGUGACUGUGCGGUUUACCGGGUGCCCAUCUGCAUGGGAUGGUUUGGAACGGAGACGACCAAGCCGACUUUCCUGUUUGCCAACCACAAACGCUUUGCAGCGUUGCAGGCGUAUAGGCCUUGCGCUUCAGGGUCAACCGCAUCUGUGAGCAAGCCGAAGAAGACCCUGGUCAAAAAGAAAGUUGUAGAUGGAAAAAUCCGGCUCACUGGAAAGAGGCACGAGCUCAAAAGCACGCAGACAUAUUCCGAGGACUUCGCAAAAGCUGUCGUCGAGUGCUGGCUUGCUGGGUGCCCAUCCACUUCCCAGGAGCCGUGUGUGAGCUGCGCCAAAAUGGUGACACCGAUGUUCGAUGAUGGAUCUUGUUUCUAUGAUGAGGAGGAGAACAUCAGAAUGUUAUUCUCUAAGCCUAUGGACUGGAACGACGAUGCGCUCCUGUAUGAUGUGGCCAGCUAUCUUGCGAAGUGCUCAACCUUGGAGCUGCCAAAGGCAUGGCCCAAAGAUUGGAUGUGACUAGAAUUGGGGUGUUUCUUGUGAAACAAGAACUAUAUGCGCUGGCAACACGGCUAGCGCUGUGAAUUUCUUGGGGUUUUAGGGGCUUAUCCAUCCCCAUGACAGACUGGGGAUCUCCGACGCCAAAUGUUAGUGAGACUUUGGCG